This is a messenger RNA of Dalotia coriaria, 1940 nucleotides long. It is a transcript of the gene Ufsp2, whose product is annotated as UFM1 specific peptidase 2. Lineage: Eukaryota; Metazoa; Arthropoda; Insecta; Coleoptera; Staphylinidae. The record is from RefSeq and is a predicted model, not a curated record. Bases 122 to 1858 code for a protein of 578 amino acids. The transcript is spliced from 6 exons.
AUGAUUGAUACCAGAUACUAUUUGACAUUAGCGCGAGGUCAUCCAGCUUUCCAAAUCGCUCCAAAAUUCAUGCAUGUUCAAACGAGACAUACGUGUUCAUAUCCUCAUUAAUUACUGAAACAUGAAGGCGAAAAUUAAAAUAUCCCAAUCUGUAAUAGAUAGAAUAAAGUCAUGUAAAACUGACCAAAGUGGUGCAUUAUAUGGUGUAAUUCAUCAGGAUAAACAAUAUGUUCUUGGUUUAUUCAGCAACGAUGAUUAUUCCUAUGCAGAUUUACUAUUUCCAUCUAAUAUUGACAUGUGUGGUGCCUAUCAGAUGGGUGCAAUUGACAAAGAAGAAGUCAAUAAAAUACUGAUGGAUGUUGAUGUUACUGACAAUCCAAUAUUCCUUUCUGUGCCUGAACCAAACACCAUUACUGCUUACCAUAUCAUCAACAACAAAUUAGAGAAUGCAGAGCUGAGUAUUAUCACUGACAGCAACAUAUAUGCUGAUUUUAUGCAUGUCAGAUUACAAGCACCAAUAUUGCUAACAUCUGAAGUUGAUGUUGAGAGUGUAAAUGAUGAACUUCUAAUGAUCAGAAAGCAGAUAAGCAGUGGCAAGCUGGCAUUUCAAUGUGACAAAUAUGGUAUCUACAUAUUAAGUGAGAACAAUAUUGUUAGCUCAGUAGAAUUCAAUGAAGAUAUGCCAUUGGGUAAACUAAAUGACUUCUACUCCAAACAUGGAGAAGUUGAUUAUACCAGAGAUAAAACUGAUGAUAUUGAACUGGAAGUACUACCUAUCACUAUGCUAAAAAAGGCAACAUUUGAAAAAAGUGAUACUACCACUUCACAUGCACCAAUUAUUCAAAUUGAACAAAAUGAAAUGAAGUUAUUGAGUAUGGUUCUUCAACUAGAUGCCAUCUCAUUGGUGCACAAGGAAACCACUUUAAAUAAACUUUACACUAUUCUUGUUGAGAGUGCUUGCAGGAAUCUAAAACUCAUAGGGAAUUAUAUCAUGGAUAUAAUGACCGAGAACGAUAACAACUUGCCAAAAAAGUUCCAACCGGAAAUCCUCCAUUUCUUCCCGAGUAAAUGCGGCCAUUUUAUUACAAGGGUAUUAAACCGAUAUGGAGAAGAUGAAGAUAAUGUCAGACUGUUACUUCAUAGCAACUUUUUAUUACCAAAAUCCCGUCCAAUCUUCAGGCGCGGAAAUAUUUACCACUUCAAGACCAGCCAGACCAAUGGGCAAACACGCCUGUGGAAUCCGCAUCAAGAUAUUCGCCUUUCUAAUGGAGGUGGUGAAGUUGCAUUAGUCUCUGGUAACUAUUUAUAUUACCAUUACAAACAAGAUGGACUAGAUGAUGACGGCUGGGGUUGCGCGUAUCGUUCGCUACAAACCUUAGCAUCAUGGUUGUUACUUCAAGGAUACACCGAUAAGCCAGUGCCUUCAUUCAAACAAAUUCAACAAUGUUUGUAUGACAUCGGAGACAAACCAUCGUCAUUCGUAGGAUCACGUCAAUGGAUUGGCUCUACAGAAGUCAACUUUGUCUUGGAGUCACUCUUGGGUAUCAGUUGUAGGAUACUCAAUGUAAGCUCCGGUGAUGAUUUGGCGAGCAAAGGACCUGAUCUUGUCUAUCAUUUCCAAACAUAUGGAACACCAAUAAUGAUUGGUGGUGGAGUUUUGGCGCAUACAAUCCUGGGCGUGGACUACAACCGCGACACAGGAGAUAUAAAGUUUUUGAUUUUGGAUCCGCAUUAUACUGGCGCGGAUAACAUUAAGACUAUUUUAAGUAAAGGUUGGUGCGGUUGGAAAAACAUGAGCUUCUGGGAUAAGAAAGCUUAUUACAAUAUGUGUUUACCAAUUGUACCAAACUGUGUAUAAUUUAAUCACUGUUAAUGUCUUGUUACAAUUUGGUUUCAAUGCGUUUUUAAAGAAGUAAUAAUAAAAACUAUAUAUAUAUUAA